CUGGUAUAUACCUUUAAGACAUGAAUAUUUUACCGUCUUAUUUCAUACAGCACACAGGCAGACCAGUUCGAAGCAGCCAAGGGCGUUGUUGAUAAAGUUCUUGCAAUAGAGACUGAGGAACUGGGUUCUGAACCAGAGAGACUAGUGAAGCUUUAUGAGUUGAGUGCGAAUCUCUCUGAUGAGAUUCGCAAUCUCCAUAAUAGUACCGGUACUUACAUCAAGUUAGAACAGAUCUCCUACUUGAGACCUACCAUCGACUACUACAGGAAGUCUGUUGCAAUCAGAGAAACGUUAGAAGGACCCUCUCACAAGUUCAAGUUAGCACACGUGCUGAUGCGGCUUGCUUUCGCCCUGUAUACUUGGAUAGAGUGUAGAGGAGGAGAUGAUACGCUCUCUCCAGCUGAAGCUGAUGAUGAACCUAAGAAACACGUAGAAAGGUCCAUUCAGAUGUUCAAAGAGAUUGGAGACCUCGGUAAAGAAGCGGCAGCCAGCAUGGUCAAGGGUCACCUUUGUCGAGAUGGCAGUAAAGAACAGAGAGAGUGGUACCAGAUAGCCCUUGAACAGUGUCAGCAAGCCCUUGGAGAGAAAUGCAAACUCAUGGAACUUAUCAUUAGCAGUAUAGGUAUUUACUACGAAGACAAAAAAAACUACUCUUCAGCUUAUGACUACUUCUUGAAAUCGCGUCAGCUCUGUAUUGAGGUGUUAGGGGAUGGUCACCAGCGCACAAUCUUAGCUAACUCCUAUCUGAGCCAUCCUUACUACAGACGGAUCGCAAAGACCAAGGCUGCCAAGCCUGCCAAGCCCUCUCAGCCCUCUCAGCCCAGUGAUGGAAAGAAGAAGAGGAAAAGGAAGGACAAUUAUGGAAUCUACAUCUACAAAGUCCUCAAGCAGGUUCAUCCGGAUACCAGUAUCUCCAGUCGGGCCAUGAUCAUCAUGAACAGCUUCAUGAACGACAUCUUUGAGCAAAUUGCUGUCGAAUCUUCCCGCCUCGCUCAGCACAACAAGAAGUCAACCAUCAGCAGUCGCGAGAUUCAGACCGCCGUCCGCCUUAUUUUCCCCAGAGAGCUGGCAAAGCACGCUGUGAGCGAGGGUUCCAAAGCAGUGACAAAAUACACUACCUCCAAAUAGACGGGUCAUAUCUUGCUCUGAUCGAACAGACAACGGCCCUUUGCAGGGCCACACAAGAUGAGGGAGGUGUGAGUUGGUCUAGCGGCAUGCAUGUUCACGCUUAAAGUGAGAGAAUGAAUUGAAUGUAUCAAAUGAAAUACAUUGCAUAUGCUUUUUGCAGAAGCAAAUGGCACAGACACACACGUGCGCGCACAAAUGUUCGUUGAUAUUUGAUAUGUGUGGCAUGAUUUUGGUAGAAAUGUUAUGUGGAUCCGCAAAGACCGAAUUAAUACUAAAAUCCCAAUUGUUUUAUUCAAAUAUCACAUAAGCAUCUUUGGCGCAAGUCGAUUUUUGCACUCUCUACAAUGCCUCAUAUUCGUCCAACCGUGAACAUGAUACCAAAUGAUUUGGGAUAAAACACUCUUUCAUAAGAUGUAUAAUAAUGUACUGUCCAUAGAUGAUUUCUAAAAUAAUAAGCAAUUUUCUAGGUGUAAACUUUUUUUUUGACUCACACUGUAUAGAGGAUUAGAGGAGUACAUUACACAAUCAUAUCUGAUAGUAUUAAUUCAUUUUAGAGCUGUAAUAUUUAAUGCCUGCUGUGUAUGGUUAUAUGCAUCUGGUUAAAACCACACACUCUGUUCUGUAUAUUAAGAAUUUGUUGUACUAGAAGAUGCUUCAGCAAUAACUGUGUGUGAACAUAAAGAGGAAUCUAUAGAUAAUACCUGUAAAGUUUAUGAAUUGUGAAUGACCUGUCUUUCAAAUUGUGAGAUUGUGGCAAUACCUUAUACUCGAUGAUGUUCUUGUGUAUGUACCAUAAUAUAGAUAUAGAUAAUAUCACCAUGAAGCUAAUUUCAAUCUUUGUAGAUAAACUGGAUUUUUCAACAUAUGGUUUACUUUUAUAUAGUGUAGUUUUACCCAGUGCAAUAAUUUUGUGUUUAACAAGAUUAUGAAUAUGUAGGAUUUUGUUCUUAUCCAAACUUAGGUGUAAAAUAUUGAUUCUAAUAUUGAGCAAGCAAGUGCCCAUUGUUAAGCAAAGAUUUGAAAAGAUUUUGAAUAAUGUAGUGUUUUGUUCUUAGCCGAACUCUCAUGUCAAAAGAUCAAUAUUGGUUUCAUCCUUUGGCAAUCUAGUGGCUCCCCAUUAGCAGAGUUUGAAUUAAAGAAUUAAUAUCUAUUUUUAUCUUUGAGCAAACUUGUUGCUCCUCAUAUCAAAGCAUAUUUUUGAAUGAAUGAAUAACUAUUUUCCGUACACCAAACCAUGAGGAAAUGUUGGAUGUCAGACCUGCUUCUGGAGGCACUAUUCAUGUAGUAACAGGCUAACUUUGAAUCAUUGGGUCAUGUAGGGUGGUCGUGUUGUUACACGACCUUUUGUAAAUUGAAAGCGCAAGAUCUUGUGAAGAUCGAUGCAACUUCACUUGUUUAACAUGCUGGAGUGCAUUUUCCCCAAUUUUGUAUAAACCUGUUUUAGUUACAUAUAGGCUGUAGCUUCAAACUGAUGGAUGCAUAUCAUCUGCAAUACCGUAGACCCUAUCUAUUAUUGAUACAGAUCGGGGAGGUCGAUGGCUCUUUAGGGAUGCUGGUCCGUAAAAUUUGCGCAUUGAUAAAAGUUAGUUCUUUCUUUCAGCAUAUAAAUACGAUAUUUAUUAUAAUGCUACAUGAAUGCCACUUUAUAUUGUAACAUAGCAGGUUGUAUACCCCCCCCCCCCUCCCAUGGCUCGUAUUUAAUGAAUUGCGAUAAUGACCA
Molecule: messenger RNA, 2848 nt
Organism: Strongylocentrotus purpuratus (purple sea urchin)
Lineage: Eukaryota; Metazoa; Echinodermata; Echinoidea; Camarodonta; Strongylocentrotidae
Exons: 6
Coding region: 334-1128 (264 amino acids)
Biological process (GO): nucleosome assembly
Cellular component (GO): nucleosome
Molecular function (GO): DNA binding; structural constituent of chromatin; protein heterodimerization activity
Source: RefSeq, a predicted model, not a curated record